AUGACGCUAGAUAUCAGGAAACUGAGAAUAAGGGAGGGGCUCAAAAAGAGAUUAGAAGUACCAACAGACCAGGAUGCUGAGUACUCAAAUGAUUCGUUAACCAAUAGAGAUAUCAUCCCAAUCCCACCAGAGAGAAGGACUUGGAAGCCUUUUGCUUAUGCACAAUACUGGAUUGUUGAAGGAAUAUCAAUUACAGGUUACACACAAGCAAGUUCUUUAAUUGGUAUAGGACUAUCACCAAAACAGAGCAUUUUAUGUGCAUUGGCUGCUGGUAUAAUAUAUGGGUUUUUUGCUGCUCUUAUGGGGUAUAUUGGUGGGAAGAGUCAUAUUGGGUUCCCCGUUCUCGCAAGAAUGGUUUAUGGUAUCAAAGGCUCAGUGUUUGGAAUCGUAAUCAGAAUUAUCACUGGCUUGAUAUGGCUUGGUGUUCAAGCGAUGUACGGUGGUCGUGCUGUCUCAUAUAUGCUAGCAACAUUUAGUCCUUCAUUUGCUAAAUGGGAUUCUUUCAACAAUGCAAAUGGUAUAACAUCGAACAUUUUUGUUGGUCUUGUUCUAUACUAUAUCUUUUUGAUCCCAUGUGUCUAUAUACCACCUGAGAAGAUACAUCUUUUUUUCAGAAUUGCAACUAUUCUAAUUCUUGGUACUUUUUUCGGUAUGCUUGGUUAUUCUGUGAAAACAGCUGGAGGAGUAGGAACUAUGUUUCAUGAUCCACCUCAAACAUUCAAGACAAGAGGUGAACUAGGAUGGGCAUGUGUUAAAGGAAUAUUCUCUAUUGUUGGCUCAGCGGGUACAGGUAUACUAGGACAAUCUGAUUUUACAAGGUAUUCUAGCACAAAAAGAGGUCCAAUUCUUCCUCAGAUUUUAGGUGCGCCUAUUGCUUUGACAUUCAGUUGUGUUAUUGGUGUUAUCACAACCUCAGCUUCAAGUCAAUUCUUGGGAGAAGUUGAAUGGAACCCCACUGUUUUGUUGAACAAGAUCCAACAAUAUGAGGGCAAUAGUUCCAAGGCUAGAGCUGUGAUUUUUUUUGGCUGCUUUUCCUUCACGUUGCAGCAAAUGGCAAUCAACUUGAUGUUAAAUUGUCUCUCGUCCUCUAUGGAUAUGGUUGGCUUGUGUCCUAGGUAUAUUAAUAUUAGAAGAGGAUCUAUUUUAAUUAUGGCUGUUUCAAUUUUAAUUUGGCCUUGGAAAAUAUUAACUUCUGCUAAAGCUGUUGUUGUUUUCGGUUCAGGAUGGGGAGUCUUUUGCAGUGCUCAAACUGGUAGCUUUAUUGUCAAGUACUUUAUAGUUUACAAGAGGAAGUUGCUGUUGAAAGAUUUGUACAUCAAGUCCAACGAAUCAAUUUAUUGGUUCUACAAUGGUGUUGACUGGAGGGCAAUAGCUUCCUUUUUGGUGGGAACUGUAUUUCUAAUACCAGGGCUGGUUUGGGAUACCUUGGAUAAAUCAAAUGGAUUCUGGACCUGGAUAUACAAGGUCUCUUAUGCUUCAGGUAUCCUUAUUUCUAUGGCUUCACAGCUAUUACUUGAAUUAGUAUUUCCUAAGAAGACAAUUCAACCAACUACUAAGGAUGAUGAUAUAUAUAAUGAAGACGGAUCUAGAGUAAGUUGUGUCAUUGAUGGUCAGUCGUUGAAAGAUUUCGAGCUAGUGGUUAAUGUUGAUAAUAAAGUGCUGGAUGCCCAUGGUAAAUAUGCGUAA
Messenger RNA from Hansenula anomala, 1686 nucleotides. RefSeq lists its product as uncharacterized. The coding region runs from base 1 to 1686 and encodes 561 amino acids. Gene Ontology annotation, cellular component: plasma membrane. The transcript has 2 exons. Lineage: Eukaryota; Fungi; Ascomycota; Saccharomycetes; Phaffomycetales; Wickerhamomycetaceae. Gene Ontology annotation, molecular function: nucleobase transmembrane transporter activity. The record is from RefSeq and is a predicted model, not a curated record. Gene Ontology annotation, biological process: transmembrane transport; nucleobase transport.